UGGCGGCAUUUGCGAGUUAUCAAAUUCAAUCAAAUUCAAUAUAAAAACGGAUGCUGAGAGGUGUGUACAAUGAGAUAUAUUUGAAUUGCUCGUAAUUUCUCAUUGAAUUUGAUCUCACGUCCGGAGAGACACGAUUUGUGUUGUGUAAUUUAACACCGCGUUGAAGUAUCGAAGAUGUUGAUUUACGAUGUGUUGCACAAAGAAAAAGUAUAUCAUGUCGUUGCCAACGAUCUUCGUAAUUUGGGAGUUAAAUACCGCUUUAAGAAGAGCAUGCUCAAAAGCGAGAGAUCUGACGCGUGCAAGAACAUUUCCAAGAGGGUCUUCAAGACCCCGCUGUUCUAUCAGGCUCUGGAUAUCGUGAAUUUGUCGUCGGGUGCCAUAGUCCACGUUCCCGUGUUUGUGAUACAAGCCUCCACAUUUUUGGAAAAAUAUAUCACGCAGGAGGGUCUCUUUCGGAAAGCCGGUUCCCAAGCGCGACAGAAAGAAUUGAUAUCUCGUUUGGACAAUGGCGGUAGUUUAAACGAGAAGAAUCACGCGAUCGACGUCGCAAACUGCUUGAAGUCUUUUUUUCGUGAUCUACCCGAGCCGCUGAUCCCGUACACAUAUCACGAUCUAUUUGUGCACUGUGCACUGUUGAAGAGCUACAGAGUGCAAGCACUGUUGUUGGCAUGUAUACUGUUACCACCCUAUCAUUUAAACACUCUGGCAUUUUUUAUGGAGUUUCUGAAGAAAGUUUCUAUGUAUGAAAAACAAAACAAGAUGAAUAUUGAGAAUCUUGCAAAAGUUAUUGGACCAAAUAUAAUGCCUUUGCAAGACACAUCCAUGUCAGCUGUUCAGAACAGAUUGCAAAUGCACUUGUCUAUUAUCAAGAUUCUGAUUGAAAAUUCAGAAAAUAUUGGUAUCUUGCCAAAUCAUAUUGCGCAAAGUAUAUCUAUGGAGAUGAGUGGAAGCACAGAUAAUGGAUUGGACUCACUUGAACCACAUGUAAAGUCCAAGAAAAAGAAGCCUCGCAGUGCAAGUCUCACAAGAAUGUUCAAUGGACUGAAGAAAAUGGUUGGGAAAAGUGCAGAUGACACACCUAACAUCAACUGCCCGCAAUCUUGUACAAAUUCAAUGCAAUUAAAUAUGUCCUCAAAUAAAUUUACUAAAAAACGGAAAGUAACUGAAAGAGAGCGUCUUUCAAGUAUGAAGAAAAAGGGAACAGCUGAUAAGUUGGACAAAUCAAAGAGGCUAAGAUUGAGUCUGGACAAAUUUGUUUCUAAAAAUAAACAAAAGACUGAUGACGACUUAUCAGAUUCGUGCGCGAAUAAUUAUAAAUCAUGUUGUGAAAGACGUUGGAGUUCAGUAAGCAGUUCUUCUCACACACAUAAAAUACAUAAUAAAUGUUGCAAUGGGAUAUCACGUUUGAGAUUAGUCAAAUAUAAUGAACGAUUGAAUAAUGAUUUUCAGCAAGAGUAUGAAGAUGUACUCACUGACGCCACUGUGGACUUGUCCGACGACGGUGGCGAGCACGAUAACUUGCUAGAUAAAAAUCAUCGCAGUAAUCAACAUUGGAAUAUGAAUGUAAGCGCAAAUUCAAGAAAAUUAAAUGCUACGGAUGAAAGUGAUAACAUAUGCUUGUUAACGCCCGAUAAGACUGAUUCUGACGAAUUUGACAUAUCUCUCUCUAAUAAUGAGCCAGCAUCUCUAUCAAGUGAUCAUGGCGAAGAAGAUUAUGUCAAAAUUCCUAAGAGCGAAUACGAAGACAUAAAGAAUCGUGUUUCAGCAAUUGAAACGUGUAUUUCCCAGGAAUUUGGGUGCAUAUACAACGAAGAUAAUGAUAUAACAACGCAUUCAGUAAACAAAGUACAAACAGCAUAUGAGAAAACGUUAGAAGAGGCUAAUAUCGAAAACACUUUGUCGAGCGAUUAUUUAGCGAAAAGACUGAGCAAGGAAUUGAAAAUCAGAAGAUCGGGAGAACAUAAAAUAAUAAGGUCUCCUAGCGCGAGGAAAAUUGGAACAUUAAGAAGACGUUCACAAGAAAAAAUUACAAGCAAACAUGUUAGACGAACUGCAUCAUGGCAUAUUUCUCCAAAUUUUAACCUACAACAUCAUAUCCAACUCGAUAAACAAAUAAAUGUUUAUCCGAUUGAAAGAGAAUUGAUUUUUUCUAACAAUUAUUUAAAGGAGCAAUCAUAUUCUACCGACAAACGCAGCGAAAUGGUAUCGAACAAUACGAGAGACGAAGUAACUUGUUUACGUAAUCAAACGAACACAAUGAUUUCUCGUUCCGCGGAACGACACAGAAUCUCAAAUAAUAGUGAUUCGAAUCUUUCUGGAUUCAAAGAUCUGCAUACAACAAAUAAUCGUGCAGUCUCGUCUGUGCGGAGAGCAUCGUCUUUCCACGGCAAAGACUUCGUAGAUAAUUCGUCGUAUUUUGAUGAUAAAAUGGACGACUUAAACAAGAUCAACAGUCAUCAAAAUAUAGUUUUGAAUAACGACUGUUUACAAGAAUCCAAUAUUGUUUUCGAAAGUUCAAAGGAGAUAUCGUGGAACGACGCAGACAAAUAUUUCAAAUCGUCGUCUCGAACGAACACAUCUGCUCCGCAAACCGGUAGACCGUCGGUCGCGAAACUGCGAGCGCAAAAUGCCGGUAUGGUGUUAGCCAAAGCGAGAUUGUUCGACGAGUGCACAACAAAAACGCCCGAGUUCGUAACCGCCAAUACGUCAAACAAGAAACGUCGUGACUCUACAAUCAAACGAUCUCCCAAGACGAACAAGGAGACGCAGAUCUUCCGAAAACAAUCCAACAAGGAUUUAAACAGCAAAAAUUGUCACGCGAUGCUGUCCCCGAACGCGAAAAUAAAGACGCAAUUGAUAAAUUCGCCAUCAAAACCAGUUCAAGACCGAACGGAUAAGAAUUAUCGUUCUCAGAAAUUUUCGAAUAAAGAUCCAAUUGAAAUUGUUGUUAAACAGAAAAAGAUCAAUGACGCACGUGACACGGAAGUUCAUCAGAAAGAGAAUAUCAUUGCCAAGACAUCGCCACUGACAAAAAUGUCCGUCAACACGAUGCUGGAAAAUUCGACCGUGUCUCCUUACAAACCGGAUGUUACGAAAACGCCACAUAUUAAGCGACCUUUGACGGUGAAAACACCGAGAAGCACCAAGAUAGUGCGCAGACCUCCAGUCGACACACGCAGAACGCCGUUGAAAGCGACAGCACAAUUAGGGACUCCGAAACGUCAAAGUCCCAAAAGUAUUUUGAAAACAAGAAAUCUCAGUACACAUGCGUAACAGAUACGUAAAAUGUGAUCAUAAAGACGCGUUGAAUUAAUGUUAUCCUUCAUAUAUGUGUUUAAGGAAACAAUUUAUAUACAUAUAUAUAUUUUUUUAGAACUAGUAUUUUUUUGUGGUGUUCCUAGUAUAUUAAGUUACUUUGUUUUUUAUAAAACAGAAUAUAUAUAUAUAUAUGAAAACAAACAAAUAUCUAACAAAAUGUUA
This is a messenger RNA of Pseudomyrmex gracilis, 3480 nucleotides long. RefSeq lists its product as uncharacterized. Lineage: Eukaryota; Metazoa; Arthropoda; Insecta; Hymenoptera; Formicidae. The record is from RefSeq and is a predicted model, not a curated record. Gene Ontology annotation, biological process: signal transduction. Bases 175 to 3273 code for a protein of 1032 amino acids. The transcript has 6 exons.